Molecule: messenger RNA, 1355 nt
Organism: Dinoponera quadriceps
Lineage: Eukaryota; Metazoa; Arthropoda; Insecta; Hymenoptera; Formicidae
Gene: Inx7
Product: innexin inx7-like
Exons: 7
Coding region: 1-1218 (405 amino acids)
Biological process (GO): phototransduction
Cellular component (GO): plasma membrane; gap junction
Molecular function (GO): gap junction channel activity
Source: RefSeq, a predicted model, not a curated record
AUGUCCGCCCCCGCCACGGUUUUCGCCGCUUUCUCGGUUCUCAAGGACCAUGUUAAAUUCAAAGUCAGUCAGGAUUCGGUAUCCAUUGACAACAUCGUUUUCAGGCUGCACUACAGAGUUACCUUCCUGUUGCUCCUCGGCGCGUCGAUUUUGGUGUCGUCGAAGCAAUUUAUCGGAGAGCAUAUCAGAUGUAUCGCCGACAAAGAUUUACCGGAAAAAGUCAUCGAGACCUUUUGCUUCUUCACGUCCACCUACACCGUGGUGAAGCAUCUGAAUGCUACCGCGAUAGAGAGAGGUGAAAUGCCACAUCCUGGUGUUGGUCCGGUCAACAACGAAGAUCCCAUCAUACAUCACGCUUAUUAUCAAUGGGUGCCGUUCGUCCUGUUCUUCCAAGCGCUACUUUUCUACGUGCCUCACUAUCUGUGGCGAAGAAUAGAAGGCGGCCGCUUGAAGAUGCUGGUCUCGGGCCUGCACAUGGCGGCCUUAGCGUUGAACGACACGGAGCUUAAGAUAUCGGAGAAAGUCACGGUGCCGUCGAAGCAAGAGCGCGACGAGAGGAUACAGCAGAUCCGUAUCGGUUUCCUGAACCGCCUGCACCUGAAUCGACCGUGGGCAUACGGUCUGACUUUUUGCGAGGUCAUGAAUUUCACGAACGUGAUCAUGCAAAUUUACUUGACCGACUGGUUCCUCGGCGGUGCUUUCCUCGGACUCGGUCAGUCACUCGUCGAGCCGGUACCUGAGGAUCUGGCGAAUCCGCUCGAUAUCGUGUUCCCGAAGGUGACCAAGUGUAUCUUCUACAAGUACGGCCCUACCGGCACCAUACAAAAGCACGACGCGCUGUGCGUGAUGGCACUGAACAUCGUUAACGAGAAGAUCUAUACAGUCCUCUGGUUCUGGUUUAUCUCGCUGGCAGUGGUAACCGGUUUGGGAUUGGUUUGGAGAAUGCUGACCAUGAUCCUUCACGCGAGGAGCACGUCAUUCAACAAGCUUGUAUUUUCCAUGGCCUGUCCCGGAAGGUUUAAUCCAUGGAACGUGCUCAGCGUGACGCACGAGUAUUAUUUCGGCGACUGGCUAUUCCUCUUUUACAUCGCCAAGAAUUUGGACAAUUACGUGUUCAAAGAGCUGCUGCAACAAUUGGCGGAGGACCUUGAGAGUCGACGGCUCCGUUACAACCUCCUGCCCUUGGACGUAGAGGAUGACUUGCUGAAAAAGGAAUAAGGCACGCGAAAUGACGAAUUUCGUGCGGAAGAACUGCGGAUCAUCGUUCAUAACUGAACUCGAAAACACGAAAACAUCGUGCGCUGGAUCCACCGUCAUUUCUCCGCUAGAUUUCUCUCGCCCGUGUCGUAACGCGA